AUGGCAGCUUUCGACCACUUCGGAGACAUGUACGAUGUUGCACUCAAACCACGUUUGCUCAACACUCUCAUCAGCGACUACCUCCCUACCGUCGAUCAUCCCUUUUCCAACCCUUCCGAGCUCUCCAAAGUUGUCUCUUUGAUCAAAACGCAUUCUCUCCUAUCUGAGGAUGUAACAGAUUCCAUGGAGAGUAAACAAAUUAAAGCUUGGAAAGUGUCUGUUACUUCAUGGGUCGAUCGUGUUUUGCUCCUCCUUUCUAGCCAUUCGCCUGAUAAGCGAUGGGCAGGAAUAUCUUUGCUAGGGGUUACUUGUGAAGAGUGCAAUUCUGAUCGUUUCCAAGAAUCUUACAUUGUGUGGUUUCAGAAGUUGCUGACUUCUCUACAGUCGCCGGAAGAUUCUCAUAUAGUGAGGGUGGCUGCUUGUGCUUCCAUAUCUGAUCUGCUUGCAAGGUUAAGUGGAUUUCCCAAGCUCAAGAAAGAUGGGUCUGCCUCUGCUGUAAAAGUUGUUCAGCCUGUUCUAAAGAUGUUACAUGAUGACAACUCAGAGGAAGUAUGGGAAGCUGCAAUUCAUGUGAUAUGUACCUUGAUAACUUCAUUCCCAUUUUCUAUUCAGCGUCAUUAUGAUAGUGUUGAAUCUGCUAUUGCUGUUAAACUUGUGUCUGCAGGAUGCAGUCAUGAUAUGAUGAAGAAACUUGCACAUUGCCUAGCAUUGCUUCCAAAAUCAAAAGGAGAUGAAGAAAGCUGGUCUGUGAUGUUGCAGACAAUUUUGAUUUUAAUAAAUGAUCAAUUAAAUUUAAAGUUUGAAGGUCUAGAAGAAGAUUACAUCCGAAAAGAGUUCAAUGGAUUGUUGAUUCUGCCCGGGAAGCAACCUCCACCACCUUUAGGAGGCCAUGUAUCCACAAAAGAAGCUAGUGGCAACCCAACAAAGAGGUCUAAACAAUCACGAACGUCUAGCGUCUCUACACUUAUGUCUAGCUGUUGCAUGCUGCUCACAAAUGCUUAUCAAGUUAAGGUGAAUGUACCUGUUCGCCUAUUAUUGGUCCUUGUUGAGAGAAUUCUGAUGGUAAAUGGCGCUUUGCCAGAAAUGUCGUUGCCAUUCAUGACCGCCAGACAGCAGGAAAACAUUUGUUCAGAACUUCCAGUAUUGCAUAUGUGUAGCCUGGAAUUGCUUACAGCUAUUAUAAAGGCUACAGGCAGUCAACUAUUACCACAUGCUGCCUCUAUUGUACGUUUGAUUACAAAGUACUUCAAAACAUGUGAGCUGCCAGAAAUAAGGAUUAAGGUUUAUUCAGUUGCAAAGAUUCUGCUCAUUUCCAUGGGUGUUGGAAUGGCUUUAUGCUUGUCAAAGGAAGUUGUCGAUAAUGCCAUUGCUGAUUUGAGCACCAUAGAGAAGAAGAAUGUAGGCAUGCCAAAUGGUUCUAAUACUGACGUCUCCCCCGCAGCGCUGCAACCAGCAAGUAAUAGAAAAAGGAAGCAUAGCAGUACAAAUGGAUCCCUUCAGGAAAAUGAGGCAGGUGGUGUUUUAGGAGUAGAAAUUCUUAAGAAAUGUCGGGUGGCUCCAAUUUCUCUGAGGAUAGCUGCACUUGAGGCAUUAGAGGCUCUUCUUACUGUGGCUGGCGCUUUAAAAUCACAACAGUGGAGAUCCAAAGUCGAUAGUCUUUUGAUAACCAUAGCAACGGAUUCUUUCAGAGAAGGUUCAUCAAGUGAAGAAAUAAAUGUGUUUCAGAAAAAGGAUCCUGCUGCAACUGCCACAGAUUUGCAGCUUGCUGCAUUGCGUGCUCUUUUGGCGUCUUUUCUUUCUGCGUCGCGGCCCCCAUAUUUAUCACAGGGCCUUGAACUUUUUCGAAGAGGAAAGCAACAAACUGGAACAAAGCUUGCUGAGUUCUGUGCUCAUGCUAUGUUAACCUUGGAAGUGCUUAUACAUCCCAGGGCACUUCCUUUAGUCGACUACGUCCCUCCAAACAACGAUACUUUUCGUGAAACUCAGUUCAGUUACCGAGACGAAUAUGUUAGCCGAAACAACAACACUCAAUUUGGUUUUCCUCAAGCAGAACCUCCGGGCUCCCGUGAAAAUCAAUUUACCGACUAUUUGGCAAAUGGGGAUGAUGAGAUGGGUAGGUUAUGGACCGAAAAUACAAAAGAAACCAAAGAGUCUUCUGAAGUGGCCACACCCCUGCCUUCCAGUGCCAACAUCCAAGAGAGGAGUGAGAUGUUACCCGAGUCUGCCACAUGUGCAGAUGUUGAGAUGAGAACCGCCGAUAACGAUAGCGAAACCACAUUCAAGUCAGAUCAUCCUGGAGAAUCUGUAGCACAAUUUCAAGAACCCGUUCCUAGCCAAACAAGCAAUGCCACCGUCAUUGACAUUCGCAGGGUUGUUAGAGACAGCACUCUACCUCAUAAUGAAGCCAAUGAUUUGGAUUUAGCUUCCAAGAGCAAAAGUCCAGUGCAGACAUCAGACACUAAUUUGGUUCAGCAAUUUGCAGUUAAGAAGUUUGGCGAUUCAGUGGACGAUGAAUAUGAACCUUUUCCUGAAAUUGUGGAUGGAGAUCCCGAUUCUGAUUCCGGAUCCGAAUAA
This is a messenger RNA of Vicia faba (fava bean), 2574 nucleotides long. NCBI's taxonomy places the organism in Eukaryota, Viridiplantae, Streptophyta, Magnoliopsida, Fabales, Fabaceae. The record is from the annotation of a GenBank genome assembly.